Oreochromis aureus is the source of this 3879-nucleotide messenger RNA. RefSeq names its product zinc finger CCCH-type containing 12B (gene zc3h12b). The coding region runs from base 622 to 3162 and encodes 846 amino acids. The record is from RefSeq and is a predicted model, not a curated record. NCBI's taxonomy places the organism in Eukaryota, Metazoa, Chordata, Actinopteri, Cichliformes, Cichlidae. The transcript is spliced from 6 exons. Gene Ontology annotation, cellular component: nucleus; cytoplasmic ribonucleoprotein granule. Gene Ontology annotation, molecular function: metal ion binding; mRNA binding; RNA endonuclease activity.
UCUGAAAUGUUAAAUGAGCGUCAACUUUACCUUAAGUUACUAUAGUAUUCCGGCAAAAAUGUUAGCACACGCUCAGUAACUGAAGCUAACUCACGUUAGCAUAUUAGCAUGUGAUGCCUCUGAGAUGGCUUUAUGUUAGCUGGCGUUACCUAGCUUUGCUACCGUUAACCAAAUAAGAGGCCGCGCUUCAUUGACAAGGUUGUUGGUUAACUUGUAGCUUGCAACAGCCGUUUUCGGCCGUUCUCAAGCCAUAGACGAAUAGGAUAAACACUGUCAAGCUGUUGUUUUUAUGUAGCGAAAAUGUUGACUCCAGUUGUCUGAGUAGACUGGCUUGCUAGCGUAUGCUAACCACAGCCCGGGGCCCAAGGGUGUCAAAGCGGUUCUCUUUAAUCAAACUGACUUUUAAAGACGACGUCUUAUGCAGUGGUCAUGUUACAGCGUUAUUGUAAAGAAUGCGAUGAUUACAUAGUUUGAUUUUACCUGCUCACACAGUAGAGACCGUAACCAUUUGGCCUGGAGGAGAAGCCUGCAGUGCUAAAGUCCAUCCCUGAGCAUGAUUAGCUGGUUGUGGUGGAGGUGAGGAAGCAUGGAGUGGAAAUUUGGGGUGUCAAGACAAACGUGAUGACAGCAUGGUCCAUGGUGGAGAAGCUCAAAAUGGAAAAACGCCCGUGCAGGGAGGAGAACAUUGACUCAAGCGAAGUGCAGCAUACCACUGAUGAGUCUGAGGAUGGAAGCAGCUCAGAUAGCGAAUCAGAAGAGCAGCAACACCGGAGUGUUCAGGUGAACAGCAGUAGCUGUAAGAGAAGGGAGCCACUGGCUGUAACAAAACCCCACCGACAGCUCUGUCGCUCCCCAUGCCUUGAUCGGCCCAGUUUUUCCCAGAGUAGCACUGUGCAAGACUUUCGUGAGGAUGAGACCAACACAGUACAAGGCGUUAAGCCUGCCAGUGAGAGAGAGUACCAGACUAAGAAGGAAUUUGCUUUGAAGUUGGGCUAUUCGGGAGAGCAGGUUGAAACUGUGCUCAACAAGUUAGGGUCUGCUGCGCUUAUUAACGAUGUUCUUGCUGAGUUAGUACGGCUUGGAAACAAAGCAGAGCCUGAAAACCAGUCUUGCAGCAGCAGUACAGCCACGCCAAUAUCACGCUCCCCCUGUGUUAAAGAGACUGUUAGUCCCGAAGUGUCAGUGGAAGAGGAAUCUGUGGAUAGCUUUGAUAACCUCAGGCCUAUCGUCAUCGAUGGCUCAAAUGUGGCAAUGAGCCACGGAAACAAAGAGGUGUUCUCUUGCCGUGGCAUCCAGCUUGCUGUUGAAUGGUUUCUGGAGAAAGGACACAAAGACAUCACUGUGUUUGUCCCAGCCUGGAGGAAGGAGCAGUCAAGACCCGAUGCCCUCAUCGCAGAUCAAGAAAUCUUACGCAAGCUGGAGAAAGAGAAGAUCUUGGUUUUUACCCCGUCUCGGAGAGUUCAAGGCAGGAGAGUGGUUUGCUAUGAUGAUCGCUUCAUAGUGAAGCUGGCUUAUGAUUCUGAUGGAAUUAUUGUGUCAAAUGACAACUACAGAGACUUGCAAAAUGAGAAGCCAGAAUGGAAGAAAUUUAUAGAAGAGCGACUCCUAAUGUACUCAUUUGUCAAUGACAAGUUUAUGCCACCUGAUGAUCCAUUGGGAAGACAUGGACCAAGCUUAGAAAAUUUCCUGCGCAAACGCCCCGUUGUACCAGAGCACAAAAAACAACCUUGCCCCUAUGGAAAAAAAUGCACAUAUGGACAUAAGUGCAAGUACUAUCACCCAGAGCGUGUCAACCAGCCACAGCGCUCCGUGGCUGAUGAACUACGGGCCUUUGCCAAAUUGUCUGCAGUGAAAACAAUGAGUGAAGGGGCUUUAGCUAAGUGUGGGACUGGUCCAGCAACUGUAAAGGGGGAUAGCAACUCUGAGGCCAAACGCGUGGCACCCAAACGUCAGUCUGACCCCAGCAUCCGUUCAGUGGCUUGUGAACCUCCAGAGGCACUGUCCGCCAUUAGGAAGUCUGAGACAAAUUCAGUGCCUUCCCUCGUGUCUGCUCUCAGUGUGCCCACAAUGCAGCCAGCCAAGAGCCACGCAGCUGGUGCCUUGAACACACGAUCAGCCAGCAGCCCAGUGCCAGGUUCUUUGCAGUUUUCUCACAGUUCUCUGGAGCACAUGUCUAGUGUACAGUACCCUCCUAUUUUAGUUACUAAUAGUCAUGGCGCCUCUGUAACAUAUAGUGAACAGUUCCCAAAGUAUGACUCAGUUAGUGACCAUGGCUAUUAUUCCCUGCACAGUGAUUUUUCAAAUAUGAGCAUGAGCAGCAUGCAUAAUGUUGACAGUUUCUGUAGCAUGGAGCACGAGCAUGUGUAUCAGAGAAACCCCAGCCACUGCCCUGAAUCCUGCCUCAGCCAUUCAAACAGUGACUCGUUCUCAUCUUAUGGGGACCUGUACCCAAGCUCUGUGGACAGUAGCUUAGAGGAGAGUAUGAAGGGGCAGCAGCAGUCUCCUGCACAGACUAGGAUGCAAGCGUUCUCCCACGGGUUUCGUCAUGAAGCGCUGACUAGGGUACAGAGUUACGGACCAGAGGAGCCAAAGCAAGGCCCACGUAAGCAGGCUGGGUCUCAUCUAGCACCACAUAUCCAGCAUGCUGCAGUGGGAGCCAGGUCCAGCUGUCCUGGAGAUUAUCCCCUAACUCAGAAUGUUCUCCCACCUUUGUCCUCACAACCCACACGCUCGCUAGGUAUGACUCGUAUGGACAGCAUAUCGGAUUCGAGGCUAUAUGAUAGCAACCCAAUGAGACAGAGGCGACCUCCACUGUGCCGUGAGCAGCAUGCAAGCUGGGACCCUCUCCCUUGUGGUAAUGAGUCCUAUGAAUAUCAUUCAUAUCCACUGAGUAACAGCUUGAUGCCAUGUUGUGAGCGGGUGAUGGUCCGCAGCAUGCCAGACAAAAUGGAACAAAUCUGGAACUCGCCAUGGGAGGCCCCAUCUGGAGCUGAACACCAAGAGCGGUAUGCUAUCCCAGACCACCAGUAUCAAACAUACAGGAACCUUUGUAACAUCUUUCCUGCUUACAUAGUCCACGCUGUAAUGGAGAAGAACCCUCAUUUGACAGACCCGCAACAACUUGCCGCUGUCAUUGUUACAAAACUGAGGUCAUGCCACUGAACAGUUAAUUGUAUGAAACUUUCAAAAUGGAUUUAAUAAGAGAAAUUAGGAUUUCUUUGCAAAGAUAGGCAUAUGUUAAAUGUUGCUCCAUGUGCAACGUCUGCCCUCAGGAGUUAGUCAUUUUUAAAUGUUUCUGGUAGGAUAGAGAACAUUUUUGUAUGAAGUGGGGUGUAGCUGAUACAAGCCAACACCUUAUUAGAAAUCUGGUUCAUAACGUAUUCAUACUACCUGAGCAGGAACAGGGAAGCAGCGUCUGUUUAACAUGACAGGUAAUUCCUGUAUUGUCAUUAACCUUUGGCAGUACUGUACGGUGUCCCUUAAUGUGGAACAUAAUACUGCUGUAUUUAAAUGACGUUACAUGUUGUACAAAGUUGUAGAGGCUGAAAACAAUAUGAAAUAUUCAAUCCAUUUUGUAAAACAUAUAAAUAAAGUAAUGUGUGAAAUAAGAAAUAAUGAAAUCAACAAGCUAACAUUCUAGGUAGGUUGUAAGCACAGAAGACAGUUUAUUAUAGGAAUUAAAAUUGGCUGAUUAAUUCAGAGAGCAAUCUUUUAAAGACCAAAAAACACUAAAAGCCAUUAUUCAUUUCUUCAUUUCAAAUCAACAGCUUGAUGAAGUUUCGAAUGCUGGCACUUGUGAGCUAAUUGACAAGCUUGCUAGAAAGUUAGCAUUAGUUGGCAAACACAUAUAUACAUAUAUAUAUAUAUAUAUAUGUGUGU